AUGGAAAAUGGUCCAAAUGGCCCUCUUGCAGAUGAACAAGUGCCUGAGCACACAAAUAAUGGAGUAGUAGAUCCCAUCAUGGCAAAAUUGCCAGAAGGGAAUAUCAUUAUUAAUCAACAGGAUAAAAUAAAUUCCACUGAAAUUGCCAAAGUGAAUGGAGAUAGCAUUACUGAUAUAAACAAUGAAGAAAAUUCAUUCAGUUCUGAAAGUGAUGCACUAGUAAUAGAUGAAAGUAUUACUAGAAAGAAGAAACUUGAGAGAAAAAAGAAUAACCCGAAAUUAAAAGUUAAUAGUGAAGAGGGUAUAGAAAAUAUUAGUGGUACAGUGACUCAUUCAAACCCAUAUUUUAAUGAAUCUUUGUUUGAAUUAUCGCAGCUCCACCAAAAUAAUCAAGAAACUACUGUAUUAAAUGAAAAUUUAGAAAAUACUUUGGACAAAGUUACAAAAAAAUUAAAGAAAAAGGGAAAACCUAAACAAAAAAUAAGAGAGUACGCACAAUACUUGGGAUUGCAACCAUCUGUUCAAUUCAAGUGCCCAAAAUGUAAUAGAUCAGGCUUCGAAUCAUUAUCAAGCUUACAAGACCAUGUAAUUCAAUGUAAUGAACAAAAUGUGGAAAUAAUUUCAAAAGGUAAUUCAUACUCAGGUUUUAAGUUAACCAGAAAAGUAUUCCUGUGUUCUGCCUGUGGUACUUAUUAUGAAAAUUGGAACUUAUACAUUCAUAUGCUAGAAUUUCAUAAAAGAUUUAUAUGUUUGUAUUGUUUAGGAAUGUUUUCAAUUUUAGAAGAUUUAUGUCAACAUAUUCAAUCUAAACAUAAUCUUGAGCCUGGUUAUAAGAAUACACUUGAUGAAUUUUUUAAUGUUUAUAAUGAACCUUGUUAUAUAGCUUGUUGUGAGUGUAACAAACUUUUUAGUGAACAAGACAAUUUUUUUUACCAUCAUUGUAUUAAUAAAAAUAAGUGCAAAAAAAAUACAAAACAACAAAUUACUCCGGAAAAUCACGUUACUGGUGAGUCGGAACCAUUAGUUGAAAGUAAUACUAAUAUUGAAGAACCAAUAAAUCAAAAUACAAUGGAAAUUAGUGAUAACAUUUUAGAAAACGCCCCCAGUUUACUUGUUAAUGAAAAUCAAGAUACUGCUGUCAUGGAAACUAAUAUGAAUGAAGUAAAUUGUCAAGACACCAAAACUAUUAUCGAAAAUAAUACAGUAUAUGACAGUGUUAAAGAUUCCAAAGAAGAUUUGACAGAAAAUUAUGAAAUUGUUAGAAAUAAUGAUGAUAGUUCUAAUCAUAGUGAUAGUGUAAUGCCUGUAAAUGAACUUGUUAUCAAUGAAGCAGAUAGUGAAAAUAUUACUUCAACACAGGGUAAAAUGAAUGAAGACGAGACCAGAGAUGGCAGGUUUUUUCCAACCCUGGAAGAGACUAUCGAGAAACAAUUUAGUGAUGAAUUUCAAGAUACUAGGAAGGUCCCAAAAUUGUCCCUUAAACUACCUAAACUUGAAUCUUAUGAUGAUGCUGAUGCUGAAGCAGAAGAUAGUGAUGACAGUGACAAAUUAACAAUGGAAAUAGAUCAAAUAGAAAGUGAAUAUGAAAAUGAUAAUGAAAUUGAUACCAGUGCAAUUAAUCCUGAUCAAGAACCAGAAAUCAUUAAACAAGAAGAAGAAUUAGAAGAACCUCCUAAAAAAGAAGCUCAAUUUCAGAUUGCUGGUACAGAUAUUUCAAUUAUUGAAUUACAGCUUGAACAGCCCCUGGAUAAGUUUGAUCCUCAAAGUUUACUUCAAAAAUGUCUUAAAAUGACUAUUCCAACAUGUAUAUAUUGUAAUCAUGCUAGAAAAAUUGCUGUGAAUGGUAGACAGUUGGGAUUACAUUGCAUAGCAGAACAUAGAUUUUCAGCUGUGGUAAACAGUAUAACUGCCGAAGAGUUAAUACCAGAAAAUUUUGUCAAUAGGAUCAAUGAAAGCCUGAAUGAGUUAUCAUCGGUUUUCUUCAAUUUGGAUUCUAGUGUCAGCAAUGAAGCAGUAACAUUUUCGCAUCAAUUUGAAUGUUUUCAGUGUCACUUUAGUACCACUGUACAUAAAGAACUGUAUCUACACAAUCGGAAAUAUCAUUCUAAGAACCUCUUAUUGUGUAUUAUGUGUAAAUCAAACUUUUAUAGUUACAGUGAACUUAUUUGUCACUUGUGUCCUGGUGUAUAUGUUUUAGACUAUGAAUUACAAUUUAGGUGUUGCAUGUGUGUACAUGAUGAUUUGCCUAGUUCUUUUCGUUUGAUGGUGCAUCUUCGGAAAAAGCACAAUGUGUGUGACGUUUGUUUAGAGACCUGUGAUACCCAACACAGAUUGUCAAAUCAUGUUUGGAAACAUAAGUUACAUCAUUUUUGCUAUAGAUGUGGCAUAGCUUAUAGAAACAAACCAGACAUUACAAGACAUCUUUUCUGGAAACAUGGAACUGAAAGUGUAUUGUGCAAGAAGUGUUUACAGAAAAAGUGGCCUCAUGUUUACCACUUUUGCGUUCCCCCAAUUAGUUUUGUUUGUGAUGAGUGUUCGUUAAUGUUUACUAGAGCGGUAUCCCUUAAGGUUCACAAAAGACUUCAUAGUGAUGAAAAGAAGCAUGCUUGCACAUUCGAGGAAUGUGAGGAAAAAUUUAUAUCCAAAAAGUUAUUAGAGAAACAUUACAAGAGGCAUUUGGAGCCAGUAGAGGAGCCUACAAUUGAAGAACCAGAAACGAAAUUCGAAGAAGUCAAAAAGGAGAGAGAAGAAAAUGAUCCAGAACCAGUUAAACAAGAAGAAAAAGUCGAAGAAAAACCUAAACAAAAAAUAGAUGUGUUAGAAGAUUUACCUGCACUCAACCUUUCAGAAAGUGAUAGUAGUAGUGAAUCGGAAACUGAAGAAACUAAGAAACUUAAAGAUGGAUCAGAAAAAUCAAAAGAUUCUUGUUUAAAUCCAGAAACCGAAUUAGAACGUCCAGGAGACUUACCACCUAUGGAUAUACUUCAAGAACUUAAAUCAGCUGGUGAAGUGCCCGGUGAAGAUGGUACCAAUGCAGUCAUGCAAAACAUCUGGGAUAAUUUCAAGACUUAUCAAGAACAACAGCAGAAGUUGGAUAACAUGUUUGUUGACCAAGACAGACCAGAUGGUUCAAAUAUGCAAGUACCACAAGUCGAGGAAGAGCCCAAUGUAAAUGUAAUUUUACAAGAUCAUGAUUAUUGUGUAAAUCCUGAACAAAAGGCUAUAGAUACAACUUUGGUUGAGGUUAAACCAGCUCUUCAGGAAAGUGUCGAUCACGAUUACUGUUUCUCAAAACCAAAAGAUGAAGAAGAAGAGAAACCAUCUACUGAAUUACCCGCAGACAUCGUAAAGAAUAAUAAAAAGGAAGAAAAGAAAGUUCGUACCUCGUCUAGUAGCAGUAGUGAUUCAAACUCAUCGAGUUGUUCGUGUGGUUCCAAUUGCAGUUGUAGUUCAAGCUCAGGUAGUUCAAGUUCUUCAUCAAGUUCGAGUUCAGAUAGUUCAUCAGAAGAGGGAAAAAAGAGACAACUGGCCAAAAAACAAAAGCGGAAGGAAAGAGCAAAAAAAAUAAAAGAAGCUCAAGAAAAGAAAAACAAAGUUGAUGUGGUGACAACAGCAGAUCCAGUUGUUAUUGAAACACCAAUAAGAGAAUCUGAUCUCGAAACAACGGAAAGUGAAACCGACGAAGAAUUUUACGACGAAGCGCCCCAAAAACUGGCGAAAAAAAUCCUCGAGGAGAAACGUCAACAGUUGUUAGAACUUAUGGGACCGAACAGUAUACCAAAUGGGACUUUUAUUGAAAGUACUAGUAGACCGCCGACUCCGCCUGUGGAAGUAGAGCAGCCGGAGGAAAGGAAAAAGAAAAAAUCAAAAUCCAAGAAGAAGAAGAAAAAGAAAAGCGAAAGGAAAACAUUGGAUGUUAGAGAGCCAGAAGUAAAUAACAUUAUUACUCCUGAUAUUCCAAUUCCUCCAUAUUAUCAGCAGUUCCAUCAACAGCAACAAAUUCAGCCUCAAUCUGUUGCACCUAUUACAUUGACAAUUUCUAGGAAUAGUCCAAUAUCUAGUCCUGCAUCAAUUUCUGCACCACUUGUAACUUCGGCUUAUCAUAAAGUACAAACUGAACCUACAUUCAGUAGACAGGAUUCCAUAGAAUCCAAUUUGAGGGCGUCAAAACGUAGGAGGGUGCCAAAUAAAUUUUAUGGGUACUCAAGUGACGAAGAUCAGGACCGACCUGGUCCCAAAUGGAAGAAAACAGAGGCUCCUCAGCCUCCUCGCUCUCCUCAAGUAGUUCCACCGAUAACUAUAAAAACACAGCCACCUCCAACUCCUCCACCACCAGUGCAGCCCCCCAUUGAACCGAUUUCGAUUAGAACAGGAACCCAUCUCAGUGACUUCAGGGUGGCGCGACGAAGACCCAAACCUUCCAUACCGCCGAUAAGAUUGUUGAGUCGAGGACCAGGAGAUGGCGAUAGUGCUAGUGAUUCAAAUGAUUCUAGCUCUGAGGAACCUUCCAUAACACCAAAACAUGCUCAGCCGCAGCUGUAUUGUUACUGUCAAUGCCCUUAUGAUGAGGUUUCAGAGAUGAUAGGCUGCGAUGCGUCAGAUUGUGCCAUCGAGUGGUUUCAUUUUGAAUGCGUAGGUAUUAUGGUGCCACCUAAAGGGCAGUGGUUCUGCCCUGAUUGCAGAAAGAAAAAAGCUAGGCGAGAAAUAAUACAGAGCAUGAAGAGUCAAAGUUUAAAUGGCUAA
Molecule: messenger RNA, 4743 nt
Organism: Psylliodes chrysocephalus
Lineage: Eukaryota; Metazoa; Arthropoda; Insecta; Coleoptera; Chrysomelidae
Source: the annotation of a GenBank genome assembly